AGGUCAAAAAGUCAAAAACACUACAGGUCUGUAUGAUGGAUUUUGAUAGCAAAGCUGGUCCCUCAAAAAAAUGGCGAUUCGGACUACGAAGAAACUUUGCUGAAAUGGGCGGCUGAUGUGGAUGAGGAAAAUGAAAACGACAGUGAUAUUGAUUCAGAUGCCGAAUUCAUUUACAGUGAUCAUGAGAGCGUUCGGAACAGGAUAUGGACAGAGAUUGUGAAAUUCUUCCUACUAAAGAAGAUG
Acanthoscelides obtectus is the source of this 243-nucleotide messenger RNA. The record is from the annotation of a GenBank genome assembly. Lineage: Eukaryota; Metazoa; Arthropoda; Insecta; Coleoptera; Chrysomelidae.